AACAACUCAGCCGGUCAGCUUUGUCGAAAUUAAACAUAGAUGUUUAAACUUAAGCAAAAUUGGUAACUAAUACUGUUGCAUGAUGUUAUUUAGACUGUAUUUAAAAAUGUUUUCGCUUUGUCGUAGUUUCGCAUUGACGGUGAAAACGGAAGACGCUGUUUGUCUUAACUAUGAUGUUUUGUAUUCAACUUAAUAUUGCAUCUGUUGUUUUAAAACUUUAGUUGUAUAUUACACGUUUAAUAUUACGAAUGAAAUGUGUUAUGAUGUUUGUUUCGAAUUACUCUUCUGUAUGUGAAACUCAAGGCCUUGUCGGCCCUCAAACACGCGUUCAUGUAACGUUAGGCCAGGAAUGUGGUGUCGUCGACUUCUUCUUAAUUUGCUUAAUUUUUUCAUAAUUAAAUCAAGGACGAUGCUUUAUUUCAGCACGAUAUGUGGAACAAUCAAAACAUUGCAAUGUGAAACAAAUCAAACAUCGCAUUUUGAGUGUUCAUUUGAUUAUUUGUCCCAGGAACACGACCGACAGGACAAAGUAUCCUGGUAUUAAAACGCAUUCCGAAGUUUUAUAUCGAUUUCUUGUAGUGUGGCGUGUGAUAAUUUCGAUAUGAACACAUUUGAUCAGGUUGGACAGCCGCAUGCUUUAAUAGUAUUUGUUAAAAGGAUUUUUAAAGCAUAUUUUCUAAACUAAAAAAGACAAUUUUAAUAAAACAACAUUCAAAAUGGCCCUGGGAUAGAGUGUAGCGUGUAGUUUUUGAUCAUUAUUUAAGAUUGGCAUGAGUGACACGUGCUAGGAAGGAUGGCUUGGCUUUCUUUUUUUAUUUCCUAGGUUUGUUAUGCAAAGAAUAAUGCCGGAACUAGUUGGCAUUGCACUGCAGUCUUACUUUUACUUUCGGAUCUUAGACGUUUCAAAGUAUUUCUUUGUUGUUUUGCUGUUUAUGUCAGUCCUAUUCUGUCAUUAUUGUGGAAGAGUAACAUUUCAUGUCUUUUUUUUAUUUCACUUAAGAUAGGUUUAAAAGCUGAAAAAUGGUUAGACAACACUCAGGAUCUCCUCGUUCCAAACACAGGCCAUUCUCGGACAACUACAGCAGCAUGAAUCAUGAAGUGCGAUUUGGCCCCCCUUCAAGAAGCCAGAGAGGUUUUAGAGGACCUCCUGGAAAAGCCCCACCAAGUUGGAGAGAUAAAAACAGCAGUGGACCCCAGCCAUACCCCAAGAGGCCCUCGCUCAUGGGUGAGCGCAGAGAGCGGCCACAUGGACCGUGGAUGCAGCACCAGGAUAACUUCCAUCCGUAUCCCAGCUCACAGGAUUCACAGCGGGGCCGCAGGAGGCCUUCUCCGCCUCGCUCAAGCCGCCCUCCCCCAGUCCAGCACAGGCAGUCACCACAUGGCCCUAUACAUGGACCGCCUAGCCACAGAGCACCACUUUUCCACGAAAACCACCCUAGCCACACAUCUCCAUCUCGCCAUUUCCAUGGCCCUCCGUCAGACAGGCGGAUUCCUUCCCCACACAGUUCCUUCAGGGGUCCACAGCGACGCCCAAGCCCUCAGGAGCAUGAUAGGAGCUGGUGCCCCACUCCUCGGGGGAGGCCCUUUGGCAGACCAGCACUUGGCAGGCACCACUGGAAUGGUCCAGGAGGUUACCCUCACCACCCCGGUGGGGAUUCGAGGCUUUCCGGCCCACCCCAAAGAAAACACAGAGAGUUUCAUGGAAGGAAUUCAUAUCCAGAGAGGUGGUCUGCAGAGAGAGAUCAGCGUGCACCGCAUGGAGUGCUUGGAAGGGAGUCCCGGCGCCCCGGCAUGGAAUGGGCACAUGGAGGAGGGGGAAGUCCACAUACUCGACCCCCUUACAGAUCGCAGGCACGAAGACCAGGCCCACCCCCAUCUGGAUCAUCGCUCAGACCGUAUCCUCCUUUUCGACCUCAGGAAAGGCCCUUUGGACGGCCAAUGAAGAGGAAGAGUCAAGAAUUCAGACGGCCACCGUCAUCAAGCGGUUUGGAACAUGGGCCACCAAAGCACUUCCGCAGGGAAUUGUCAGUGAGACCUCUUCCUCUCAGGGGCUUCCGAGGUCGUGGUUUGUCCCUUCAAGAUAAGAGUCGACUGAUAAAGGCACGAAGGUUUAGAGCGGAGUCAGUGGCCCGGUUCAAACUGCCUCCACCGAGGCCAAGAAUCUCAGAGAGAGACCAGAAGCCCAAGCCUCAGACUGCACCAAAGAAUGCCAAAGAUUCCCCAGGAGUCCCACCACGCAAGUUAUCACUCAAAAAGAUGCCAUCAUCCAGAGAGUCAUCCCCCAACACAGACUCCAAGACUGCAGAGCCUGAGAGGGACUCCGAAACAAAGGUGGAAUCCCGUCGCUCUGUGAGCGCGCACAGCUCUUCACCAAUAGACCGACGACUUUCACGUGAUCUUGUUGUGGUUUCCCAUUGGGAGGCAGGGCACAAACCCAGCACUAGCCCUAAGAACAAUACACCCUGGAGGAAUAAGGCACCCAAGAGCAAAUCUGAGGAAUCAGAUUCUCAUGGAAAUUUAACACUGAAUGAACGCUUCACCAAGCUACAAAGUCCUAUUAGCUCUUCACAGGAACAGAAAGAAAGACGGUCUUCUGGAAGUCCAGAAAAAAUCCUGAGGAAGCCUGGAUCAUUUCAGAGGCCUAAUUUCCAGCCAACUGUUGGAGUGAAGAGGGGAUCAGCCCCUGAUGGAGUUGCUAGGAAACCACUGAUGGGCACUUUAAUUCCAAGACCACCCUUCAAUCAGAAGCCUGUCUUCAAGAAGAGUCAAAGUAUCAUGUCAAAGUACAAGAACCUGCAGACGCUGCGGCAUAAAGUGCCUCAUCAGCGUCAAGCCACUAGCUAUCGCCGGUGGUAACCCAAAAUGAUUGCAUAUGCUGAAUCAAGUCGUCCACUGUAGAGCCUCUCUGUGGAGCUCCUUGACCCCCUCACCUUCUCUUAUCUCCUGUUGUACAACAGUUUGAACUAAUCUCUGUAAAAAAAAAACACACGCAAAUAUCACCAAAGUAUUAUUUUUCAUCUAUAGUAGAUUUUUAAUUUAUUUUUCUUUUUUUUUUUUCUUUGGUGUGCUUUAGAGAUAAAGUCUCGAAUUCUGUGCAUUCGUCUUUUUAGAGUUUCAAAAACGGAGAUUAGAGUCACAUUUUUGUAUAUACCUUUAACCUGUACAAAAGCUCUCUGUUUGCCAGAAUUUUGUGAAAAAUAUGAUUUUUAGCUUUUGGUUAGAACUCUUUUUCAACAUGUUUAUGUUUAUACAUCAGUGUCUGAAUAGUUGCUUUUUUGAAAGUGACUGUUAAAAGACUUGCAUCAUGUGAAAUGAUACUUGUAGAAUGCUGUAUGAUGAGUAGCUUUCAUUUGAUGAAACGAACUGAGUUUGUUUGGUUGAGCUCCAUGUGUUGAUAAAUGGUUUCCCUGAAAAGUUUUGUUUGUGUAGCUCAUAGAACACAUUUACAUUCUUUGUAAUCAGACACUUUGAAUAAAACUGGAAUUGUCA
Molecule: messenger RNA, 3489 nt
Organism: Onychostoma macrolepis
Lineage: Eukaryota; Metazoa; Chordata; Actinopteri; Cypriniformes; Cyprinidae
Exons: 9
Coding region: 1021-2856 (611 amino acids)
Source: RefSeq, a predicted model, not a curated record